AAAUAUCGAUUUAUUAAUUAAUUUGUUUUCUGACAGGAAAAGUUGUUCAAAGAGUGUUUUCUUGAUUAAUACACCAUGUGGCCUGAUGGACAAAUGGAAGAAGACUUCCUCGAUUUGGCAUUUUUAAAUAUUUGCCGUCUUCAACAGAAACGGCAAGAAUCGAGGCGAGUACGGCGCUGGGCGGUUCAUCCAGUAAAUGGGGAUCGGAAAUUGAAUGGAUACUUUAGGAAAGUGUUCUGGAAAUGCAAAUCCCACGACAGCAAGAUUUUUCGUUUAACCAGGAUGAACCGCCCGGUUUACGAUUUAUUCCAAACGUUGCUAAAUCCGUUUCUGGAAAGACCCAAGAAACAAAUCUCUCCAGAAGAGCGCCUUGCGAUAACACUGAUGUACCUCGCACAUGGAACGUCGUUCGAAAUCGUCGCUUCAAUGCACAAGAUGGGAAAAACAACUGUUCGGAAUAUUGUGUUAGAGACCUGCGAGAUUAUAUGGACCACUUUGUCUCCAGUAUAUCUCAGCGAACCCACUUUGGCGCAAUAUAAAGACAUUGCGGACGACUUUUCCAGAAUGUGGAAUAUGCCAAAUUGUGUAGGAGCCAUUGACGGGAAACACAUAGCCAUCACUUGUCCGAAGAAUUCUGGCUCGCUGUACUUUAAUUAUAAAAAAUUGUAUAGUAUAGUUUUAAUGGCUACCUGCGAUGCCAAGUACACAUUUACAUCCGCUAGCAUUGGAAGCUUCGGAGGACAAAGUGAUGGAGGUGUUUUCCAGCAAACAGCAUUUGGACGGGCGCUGCUGAGCAAUAGUUUGCCACUACCACCAAAAACGCCGUUAUGGAGAGGAUCGACGGAAGAAUUUCCACAUUUUUUUGUCGCCGACGCGGCAUUCCCACUGAAGGAAAAUUUAAUGCGGCCAUACCCUGGCGUACAACUAACUCGCAGCAAAAUAGUCUUUAAUUACCGAUUGUCGCGAGCUCGUCGGGUAAUUGAAAAUAGCUUCGGGAUUUUAACUGCUCGCUGGCGUGUCCUUCGAAAAGUCAUCGAUUGUAGUCCGGAGAACUGCGAAAAGAUCGUUUUAGCGUGCUUGGUUUUGCACAACUUUGUAAUGCUAAACGAUCUAAAACGAUGGUACUGUCCAGAAAAUUUCGUAGACACAGAUGACCCAGAACAAGUGACAACAAAUGGAGAAUGGCGCCGUGAUCUGGAGGAUCUGGGUGGUCCAUUGACCUCGAUAACGUCAAAUCGACUGGGUAAGAAAUUGCGUUGA
Molecule: messenger RNA, 1260 nt
Organism: Rhagoletis zephyria (snowberry fruit fly)
Lineage: Eukaryota; Metazoa; Arthropoda; Insecta; Diptera; Tephritidae
Product: putative nuclease HARBI1
Source: RefSeq, a predicted model, not a curated record